Musa acuminata subsp. malaccensis (wild Malaysian banana) is the source of this 2079-nucleotide messenger RNA. NCBI's taxonomy places the organism in Eukaryota, Viridiplantae, Streptophyta, Magnoliopsida, Zingiberales, Musaceae. The record is from RefSeq and is a predicted model, not a curated record.
UUCAUUUUGUUUUAGCUAUUCGAUUUGAUGUUGUGUGUCUAAAUUUUGAAGCUGCUCGCAGACGCGCAAUGUCGGUUGGUUAUUCGCAUUCGCCGGGGGAUGAAGAAUAAGAGUUUGGCGAUCCUGAUGAGAGCUCGAAUGGCGUCCCCCACCCACCCCGUCCAUCGGCAGCAGCUCCUCCACCCCGAUCGCCCCCCUCUUCCACCUCAGGUGGGCGCCACCUGCUCUGGCGACGCUGAUGACGAUGGCAGCAGCACCGGCGCACGGAGGGUUUCUUUGAAGGAUGUCAAAGAAUUGAUGCGGGCGUCCUUCUCGAUCCCCACCGACAAAACCGAGCCGAUGGACGCCAAUCUUGAAGAAUUCUCGCAGGCUUAUUUGGGCCUAUCUCAGGAAGGGCGCAGGGAACUGCUUCUGGGCCUUGCCAGGGAUUAUGAUGUCAACAGAGCUCGAGUUUGUGAGCUCAUGCGGCAGUAUCUUAGUGUCGAGCUUCCUCAUAGUAUUGAUUCCAAUGCCGCCGAUGUGAAUCAAGAGAAUCGUGUGCUUGAAGAUGGGGGUAUUCUUGCUGUGUUUUAUAGGAUGGAGCGGAAUCUUCGGGAUGCUCUCAAGCCUAUGUAUGCUGGUUUCUUUGAACGACUGAACGCACAUCCUGGUGGACUGAAGCUGUUGACCGUCCUUCGUGCUGAUCUUCUCUCUCAGUUAGCGAAGGAAAAUGUGCCAUCUUUGCGUGCUUUAGAGACAUAUUUGAAGGAAAAGCUUAUCACCUGGCUUAGUCCAGCAUCCUUGGAGCUUCACCAGAUCACAUGGGAUGAUUCUGCAUCCUUGCUGGAGAAAAUUGUGGCAUAUGAGGCUGUCCAUCCAAUCAGAAACUUGCUAGAUCUAAAGAGAAGACUAAGUGAAGGUCAUCGCUGCUUUGGAUAUUUACAUCCAGCAAUUCCAGGUGAACCACUUAUUUUUAUUGAGGUUGCACUUUUGAAGGAUGUUGCUACAUCUAUACAGGAGGUAUUGUGGGAUAGUCCUCCAACUCCUGAAUUUGAAGCCACGUGUGCAUUGUUAUAUUCAAUAUCAGCAACUCAGCCAGGUUUAUCAGGAAUCAAUCUAGGGAAGUUUCUUAUCAAACGGGUGAUCCAUCUACUAAGAAGAGAUAUGCCACAUAUUUCAAUUUUUGCUACUCUUAGCCCAAUCCCUGGAUAUAUGCACUGGCUUCUUCCAAAGUUUGCUUCUCAAAUAAAACUUUCUAAAUUGGAGACUGAGGAUAUGAAGCACUUCUCAGAAAAAGGCUCUGGUUCAAAUUUCAUAGAGGACCUCCUUCUUCCAGAAGAAAAAGAGAUGAUACUCAGUGGCUACCUUAAAUGGCUGCAGUCGGGUACAGCUUCUGAAAUUGAGUUUGAUAAAUCAGAGUGCAUGGACACAAGGGAACACGAUUCUGGAAAAGAUGUUAUGGAAAUAAUGUAUAAAUUACUGACAUCAAGAGAGUGGAACAAGUCUGAUAUCUUGAGUGAAGCACUAAAACCCCCUCUACUUCGUUUGUGUGCAAGGUACAUCCUUAAAGAGAAGAAACGAGGGAAAGCUCUUGAUGUGGUCGCUAACUUCCAUUUACAAAAUGGAUCGAUGAUUGAAAGGUUAAACUGGAUGGCAGAUAGUUCAGACAAGGGCAUUGAACAAAGUGGAGGCAUCAUGGUAAAUUAUGUAUACAGGCUAGACAGGAUUGAUGAAUAUGCACAGUCAUAUUUGAACACUGGGCAUAUCCAUGCUUCAAGUAGCCUUCACCAAUAUCUUGAGGAUAUGUUUUUUUUGGCAGCUACACUGACAGAUGAAUGUGACCAUGGAAGCAACUUGUAGAAACUACUGAUGAAGAUCAAAGAUAUCAAUAAAUACUGAAUCAUAGUGGAUAUUUUCAGGUAAACAGAUUCAAAGAUUAAAUUGAUGCUUAGUUUUGAUAAGAGUUUUUAUUUCUAUGAAUAGUAUUAUGCUUUAAGUUUUUGUUCUUCAGGAUAUGUUUUUCUUUCUCAUAGUGGUUAGCAUAUACUGUGAACUAGUUCCUUCUUGUCACAAAAUGAUAGUAGUUCUUUGUUUGAUUUC